Molecule: messenger RNA, 833 nt
Organism: Coregonus clupeaformis (lake whitefish)
Lineage: Eukaryota; Metazoa; Chordata; Actinopteri; Salmoniformes; Salmonidae
Product: small conductance calcium-activated potassium channel protein 1-like
Exons: 2
Coding region: 1-426 (141 amino acids)
Biological process (GO): potassium ion transmembrane transport
Cellular component (GO): neuronal cell body; plasma membrane; neuron projection
Molecular function (GO): calmodulin binding; small conductance calcium-activated potassium channel activity
Source: RefSeq, a predicted model, not a curated record
AUGGCUAUGAAGUGUGUUAUCAGCCUGUCCUCUCUCUUCCUGCUGGGUCUGAUCAUUGCCUACCACAUCUGUGAGGUGCAGCUCUACAUCCAUGAUAAUGGAUCAGAGGACUGGCAAAUUGCCAUGACAACAGAGCGGGUGAGCCUGAUCACCCUGGAGCUGUUUGUAGCGGCGGUGCACCCGUUCCCAGUGGGUCUGCCAUUGUCAUGGCAAGCCAUGUCCCCCAUGCUGUCAGAGACAGAGCUGGAGAUCGUGCUGGCUCUGCCCAUGUUCCUGCGACUCUACCUCCUGGGUCGUGCCUUGAUGCUGCACAGCCGACUCUACACAGACACCGCCUCGCGCAGCAUUGGCGCCCUCAACAAGGUCAACAUUGGUCACCAUGCAAGUGAUGCAGCCUCUCCCUCAAAUCUUAGUUACUUGCUUUAAUGGACCUGUACAUACUCAGGUUGUACAAUAGCCGGAAUGGUUUUGACUUGAAGUUCAGUAGUAAGUACCUUCUCCUUCAAAUCGAAACGAAUGUAAAGCAGCCCAUUGGAUUCCACAACACUUCCAGUAGCUACUCACCCCAACGCUAGGUGUUGCAUUUUCAUAGAAUCCAAUGGGCUGCUUUAGCAUUGGCUAGCCGAGCAUGCUGACAAAAAAGGCAGUUUAAUAAAAACUAGUAGUAUUUCAAUCUUCUCGAUAUGGGAUACUUAGAAGUACAGCUACAUCUUCCAUCCGUGGAUUGAGGUACGUUUUCAAGCCAUAUCCCUCAUUUGUCACUGUGGGUCAAACAUACAGUGGGGGAAAAAAAGUAUUUAGUCAGCCACCAAUUGUGCAAGUUCUCCCACUUA